UCUGAACGAUGGUCGAAAGUGCAAAUAUUUUUUUUGUUUACUCGCAAAAUAACAGUUUCUCAGCUUAUUUCGGUAUAUAAAUAACAACCAAGACCUGGAGAAAUUAAUCCUUCAACAGCUUUGAAGAAACUAUUUCCUCAUCAACAUGAAGACUAUCGUUUGCUUUCUGCUCGUCGCGUCAUGUGCGCUUGCUGUCCCAGUCGAUCCUCAAACUACAUCAACUAGCUCGCCCGCCAUAAAUAAUUACGGAGCCCGAGUACAACCGAAGCCUGCCAUCAGUGGAACUCAGCAACAUCCAGCUCAACUAUCUAAACAAGCUGUUCAUGAUGUGACUUCCGUCAACGACCAAACAAAAAAGGAGUCACUGCAAUCUAACGAGAAGACUGCAGCUGAUGCCAAAGUUGACGACCAGCUGAAAAUUAGCGGCCAACAACCAUCUAAAUAUGCACUUAAACGUGACACGACAAGUGCUGGAAGUCGUCCAAUCUCAGCUACUGUAACAAAGAGCGUAACUACGAAGACUCCUGCAUCCACCAGAGUUUCUACCAAAGCAGCACGUACUCCUUUGACACCAGUUGCUAACAAUAAUCAACCGACUCAGGUUAAGACAGCGGUCGGUCAGAACAAUGAUCAGAAAUCCAACACGGCUACACCGGCUAAACCAACUGUUUCUGUUUAAACAGAAAUUGUGACGUAUGGUUUUUGUUGUUGUGAAUUAUCGAACUGUACUCAUUUAUUAUUUAUGUGUAAUAAAAAUUUGUUACAAUAGAAGU
Toxorhynchites rutilus septentrionalis is the source of this 773-nucleotide messenger RNA. RefSeq lists its product as uncharacterized. NCBI's taxonomy places the organism in Eukaryota, Metazoa, Arthropoda, Insecta, Diptera, Culicidae. The coding region runs from base 146 to 679 and encodes 177 amino acids. The transcript is spliced from 2 exons. The record is from RefSeq and is a predicted model, not a curated record.